AGGCUGGGGAUGGAGAAGGGGAGGAGCCUAGAUCUGCCCCCCCUCCCAUUGGGCCUGCUGGGGAUAAAUGCUCCGCGUUCCUCUGGAGAUCAGAGCUUCGUCAUACUCCCUGUUGACAACAUGGCUAUGAUUCUGGGCUACUGGGACAUCCGUGGACUGGCCCAUGCCAUCCGACUACUCCUGGAGUACACAGAUUCUAAUUACGAGGAGAAGCUAUACCAAUGUGGGGAAGCUCCUGACUAUGACCGCAGCCAGUGGCUGGAUGUCAAGUUCAAGCUGGGCCUGGACUUCCCUAAUCUGCCAUACCUGAUUGAUGGGGAACGGAAAAUCACCCAGAGCAAUGCCAUCUUGCGCUACAUUGCCAGAAAGCACAACAUGUGUGGUGAGACUGAGGAAGAGAAGAUUCGUGUGGAUUUGCUGGAGAACCAGGUCAUGGACAUCCGUAUGCAGCUGGUUAGAGUCAACUACAGCCCAGAUUUUGAGAAACUGAAACCUGGGUACCUGGAGCAGCUCCCAGGGCAGCUGAAGCUCUUCUCCCAGUUCCUGGGAAAGCGGACAUGGUUUGCAGGGGAUAAGAUCACUUUUGUGGACUUCCUCGUGUAUGAUGUCCUAGACCAGAACCAAUUGUUUGAGCCCAAGUGCCUGGAUGAAUUCCCAAAUCUGAAGGAUUUCAUUGCACGCUUUGAGGCCCUGGAGAAGAUUGCAGCCUACAUGCGUUCUGACAAAUUCUACAAGCAGCCCAUCAAUAACAAGAUGGCAAAAUGGGGAAACAAAAAGGCUUAGCUGUGCCAAGACCCAACAGGAGAGGGGCUUCCUACUGGCCCUUCUCUGCUCUGAGUGGCCUGGUCUGCUUGACAGGGCUCCCUGGUCCUGCCUUUGCUGCUUCUGAGACACACUUGUGUCUCCCUCCAGCCUGCUCCCCACUUUUCUGGAGAUGGGUCUGGGGGAGGUGUGGUCACUGAGGCAGGGGAUGGGCCUGAGGAUGGAGAAGACAGGUAGAUACCAAUGGGGCUAGAAAAAGGGCCUCCCUCCUUCCCUGACCUCCCUUAUCCCUUCCUGCAAUCUUGUGAACCUGCUCUGGAAAUUAAAAAUAAACAUGAAUUUGUGUGA
This is a messenger RNA of Dromiciops gliroides (monito del monte), 1110 nucleotides long. RefSeq names its product glutathione S-transferase Mu 3-like. Bases 10 to 783 code for a protein of 257 amino acids. Lineage: Eukaryota; Metazoa; Chordata; Mammalia; Microbiotheria; Microbiotheriidae. The record is from RefSeq and is a predicted model, not a curated record. The transcript has 8 exons. Gene Ontology annotation, molecular function: glutathione transferase activity. Gene Ontology annotation, biological process: glutathione metabolic process.